AUGUGUUUUAAAAUAUUUUUAAGCAACCUGCCACUAUAAUUCAAGACUAAAGGAAAUUUCAUAAAGUCUUCAUAAGAUUAUUCCUUAUGUGAAUAUAUUCUAAUUUUCCAAAAGAUAUCUUUACAAAAGUGGAUGGUGAAUAUAUUUUAAAGUAAUAGUUGGACAAUACUGAAAAUAUAAAACGUAUAGAUUAUCACAAUUAACUUUAAAUAUUAAUACUAGGCUGUUAUAAAUUUAAAUUUGAUAGUAAUGAAAUGAUGAUAAUAAUAUUAGUUUAAAAUACGAGUAUAUAAGUCCUUAACAGUGACUUGUUUGAAAUCAUCUAAUCUUUCAAAUUUUUGUAUUAGUAAGAGUGAAGAUAAUACUCUAAAGAUAUGGAGAAUAGUACAAGAUGGCUUAUAUUAUGAUUAGACUUUGGAAGGUCAUUAAGAUUCUAUGAUAUGUUUUUGUUUAAAUAAAACUGAAAAUAUAUUCACUAGUGGUAGUAUGGAUACAAAUAUUAUUGAAUGGUAUUAGAAUGGAUAAAAUAAAUGCUAAAAGGGAUAAACGAUAGUAGAUUGUCCAAAAAUAACGUUGUGUAUGAUAACUGGUUGUAUUGAUCACUCGAUUUCAAGAUGGAGUUUGAUUAAUGAGAAAUGGAGAUGUUGUAGGAUUGAUAAAGCUCACAAUAAAUCAGUGAAUGCAAUAAGUUUUAUAAAUUCAUCAAGAUUUAUAAGUGGUUCUUGGGAUUCGACAAUAAAAAUUUAGGAUAGAUAAAAUACAAAUUAAAAUUAUGGUUAAAUUGCUACAAUACUUACAUUUUCUCCAGUUUCAAAUUUAAAACUGAUCAUUUCUUAUCUAUUAUUCCAUAUGUAUUGCUCCUCACAAGGGAAACUUUGUGUUGAUUGCCUUUAUAACCAUGGAGAGUGGAUAUAUUCAAACAAACAGUUUCGAUUAAAAUAUUUCAAGAAACGAUGGCAAAUAUCUAAAAAGAAUCAAAAUUUUCUGAGGCACAAGAAUUUACCUAACAGAGAAUAGAUUUAAAAUUAGAAAGUACGAUGAAGAUAAUUUGCGAGAAUUUAUAAGAAUCAUUCAAAUAAAUUUAUGAUCUGAUUGAAUUCUCAGAUAAAAAAUAUAUGUCCAUCAUUAACAAUAAGAAAAAUCCAGCAGAAUUGUCAAAUUUUCACUUAGAGAUAUUAGUACAAAUGCUUGAAGGGAAGAACAAAUGUAAUUAAUGGAAUGCUGAAAAAAACUUUAAUUUGAUAAAGUUAUAAAAGUUAAAGAAUGCAUUGGGAUCAGAAAUUAAGGCUUUUAAUGAAAAAAUAUUUUUUUAAAUGAAAGAGAUUUUGUCCGAAGAAUUUUAAUUAAAUCUUUAUAUUAAAGCUGAGAAAGAAGCUUAGAUUAAAGCUGAUCAAGAAGCUAAAGAAAGAUAUAUUCGAGGGAAAUUUAAUAUUUAAAAAAAUAAUUUUUUAUUUUACUAAAAACCAAAUUACAUUAUUGAAUUAUUAAUUAUUUUUAAAUAAAUGUCUAAAUAUUAAUUUUUAGAAGGAGAAUUAUAAAUUUCAUUUUUAAAGAAAGGAUAAACUUUUGGAGAUUGA
This is a messenger RNA of Paramecium sonneborni, 1577 nucleotides long. Lineage: Eukaryota; Ciliophora; Oligohymenophorea; Peniculida; Parameciidae. The record is from the annotation of a GenBank genome assembly.